UAAGUAUUGUAUUUUGUAUAUUAUCCAAAUAAAACAGAAUUUAGUAAAAUAAAUAUAGCAACUAAUUUACUUAACUCGACCGUGUUAUUAUUUACAGUACCGAUAUUAUCUAACUACAGUCUGAACGUUAAAUUGGAGAAGGAUUAUGUCUUUUAAAAUGAUUCUUUAUGUGGUGAUUUUUCUAAGUAUUAUUUCUGUUUCAGUAACAGAAACUGAUGGGGUUAAUACUGCACCAUUAAAAGAAAAUGAUAAUAACCCCACAAAACCGCAAACAGAAACCAAACCCGAAAGCCUAGAAGAUCAGAAAAAUACCUAUGAAUUAGUAGUGCAAUUUUUGCCGCUAGAAAACGGUACACUUAUAAUUCCAGACGUUGAAAUAAUGUUUAAAUAUCCUUGGGAUGAUAUGUCAAAUGAAAAUAACAACAAUACGGAAACCGAAGCAGAAAGAGAAAAAUCAGAAGAAGCAGAAAAACCACAGAACCAAUCGAAUGCUAUGUACAAUCCGGUUCCAUCUCAACUAGAAACUGCAGAAGCACAACAGAAUCUUACUUCACUUGAUAAUUCUACAACGCCUACUCUAUCGCCGGAAGAAAUUAUAAAUAAUCCGAAAGUUUUGCAAGUUUUAAAGGAUUUAAUUGCAGACGAAGUCAAAAAAAUUAAAAUGGAGGAUGAUCGCCAGAAAGAACCAAGAACAAGACCAACAAGAAAAACAACUAUUUCACCAAACCUUGGAGAACAAUCAAUAACAAAAUUACCUAUUACCAUACCACCAAAAUAUGCAGAACAACCAAUAACAGAAACAACAACUACAUCGCCACAACCUGGAAAACCACCAGUAUCAAUAAUAACAACUAUUUCACCAAGACUUAUAAAUCAACCACAAACAGGAACAACUUUUCCACCAAAACUUAGAAAACAACCAGAAGCAAGAACAACAACUAUUUCACCAAAAUCUAGAAAGUCGCAAGGAAUGCCAAACUCUCCAAUUAUAACAGCUUCAACAUAUGCUGAUCCUUUUGAUCCAAAUUGUUAUUACAGUACUGAGGUCAAUCCUGACGAAUCGCCACAAAAAACGGAAUCAUUAAUUUGUAUGCAUUGCUGUCCACUUGAAUUAUAUGACCAGUAUUAUACGGACUACGCAUACUACAUCGGGAUUGAAAAUACCGACUUAGUUUAUUGUAAUAUGGUUAGCGAUAGAGCAUGUAUAUAACUUUGUCCAGCUAAUAGUAUAG
Molecule: messenger RNA, 1232 nt
Organism: Teleopsis dalmanni
Lineage: Eukaryota; Metazoa; Arthropoda; Insecta; Diptera; Diopsidae
Product: probable serine/threonine-protein kinase DDB_G0275165
Exons: 3
Coding region: 146-1210 (354 amino acids)
Source: RefSeq, a predicted model, not a curated record